AUGGUGAAAGAUGGAGAGAUGUUGAGGCCUAGCAAGAGACCUCGUCUUCCUGAUCUCAAUGAUGAUGAAGCAACGGGUCCUUCUCUUAGCCUGGCUUUGAAUAGCGAGGUUAAUCACCCAACAAAUGAUGAACAAACAUGCAAUGCUACUGCUGUAAUGGUGGAAGAUGGAGAGAUGAUCAACUUAAUAUGUAAUAACUCAAAUGUCCUUGCAAAUGCCAACACUGACAUCAGGGAACUAUCUGAAGCUUUGCCAGCAGGACAAGAUGCAGACACCCCUCCAAGAGGCUGGAACUCAUAUGACUCCUUUUCUUGGAUCAUAUCAGAAGAAGACUUCCUAAGAAAUGCAGAAAUCAUCUCUCACAGUCUACUUGCUCAUGGAUAUAAGUAUGUUGUGGUUGAUUUCCUCUGGUAUAGAAGGAAUGUAGAUGGUUCUUCAGUAGAUUCAGCUGGAUAUGAUGUGAUAGAUGAAUGGGGGAGAGUGAUCCCUGAUCCAGACAGAUGGCCUUCUUCUAAGGGUGGUAAAGGGUUUUCUGAAGUAGCCAAGAAAGUUCAUGCCAUGGGUUUGAAGUUUGGGAUUCAUGUCAUGAGGGGAAUAAGUACACAGGCAGUCAAUGCAAAUACACCAAUCUUGGACGUCACAAAGGGAGGUCCUUACGAGGAGUCUGGUAAACAAUUUAAUGCUCAUGAUAUAGGACGUGGAGACAGGGCUUGUUCUUGGAUGUCACAGUGUUUCACGCUUGUAGAUACCAAUUCAGGAGCUGGAAAAGCCUUUUUGAGGUCAUUAUAUCACCAGUAUGCGGCAUGGGGCGUGGAUUUUGUAAAGCAUGACUGCAUUUUUGGUGAUGACUUGGAUGUAGAUGAGAUAAGAACUGUGUCAGAGAUCUUGAGGGAGCUUGACCGCCCCAUCGUGUAUUCCAUCUCUCCCGGAACCCAUGCAACACCUGCCAUGGCCAAGAAUGUAAAUAAUUUCGUGAAUAUGUAUAGGAUAACUGCAGAUGAUUGGGAUAAGUGGGAAGACGUAGCGGGACAUUUCAGUGUAUCAAGGUGCCAAAGAAGGGCCACAUAGACCAUCCAAUCUCAAUUUAGAUGAGCAAAGAACUCAGAUGACUCUAUGGUCUAUGGCCAAAUCACCUCUCAAGUUUGGGGGUGAUGCAAGGGAAAUUGAUAUGAACACAUACAAUCUCAUCACAAAGCCUAUAUUAUUGGAAAAAAAUUUUUUUAGCACAAACAAUAUGAAGUUUCCUUACAUCUCUGGCUCAAAAGUUCAAAGUGGAAAAAGGUUCACGCCAAACAAUCUAAAAGCCUGAAGGAUGAGACCAUAUUGGAUCAGAAUUCGAGUGCCUUGAUAGUAGCAAAUUACUUCAAUUGGUCAUAGGUGUACGAUGAUGGUGUAGUGACAUUAAAUUAUUGACCCAACCAGCAAGAAACAGACAUCGAAGAUGAAGUCUCUGGAGACAUUUCUUCUAGACAGCUGUUGAUUCUGGAGUGAGGGAUCAUUGGGUCAGAUAAUGCAAUUGCUUUGUGGCCAUGAAAAAUUGUUUGAGGAUUGUUUCUGCUACUGUUUCAGCAUGGACAUUGUGUGAUGAGGCCUCGUUCUCUUCCACCUAGCUAGUCCUUCUCUUAUGUUGCCCGAGUUCAACUUUUUCACUCACAAUGGUUAUGGGGGUUUUAUUUUCUGGCGAUAUGUCCAUGCCAAGCACAAGCAGCUUAGUCAAUGAGUGGCAAAUGCUAUUUCGAUCAUGAAGACCACGCCAUCCAAUUAGUAGGAGGUUGCAGAA
This is a messenger RNA of Macadamia integrifolia, 1780 nucleotides long. Its product is annotated as alpha-galactosidase mel1-like. NCBI's taxonomy places the organism in Eukaryota, Viridiplantae, Streptophyta, Magnoliopsida, Proteales, Proteaceae. The transcript has 11 exons. Bases 1 to 1068 code for a protein of 355 amino acids. Gene Ontology annotation, biological process: carbohydrate metabolic process. The record is from RefSeq and is a predicted model, not a curated record. Gene Ontology annotation, molecular function: hydrolase activity, hydrolyzing O-glycosyl compounds.